AUGGUGGUGGUGGAUUCAGAUUCAACCAUAGCCAAUGAAGAAGAAGAAGUGGCUGAGCCUGAGCCGCUGUCUCGGCCACUGCCACUGGUAGCAUUAUCCAUCAGUCUAAUAGAGCGGGAGAAAAUCCAGCGCCGCAACUCCACCUCCGCAGUUCUGCCACCUCCAAACACUCCCUGGUCAAUGGUUGCCAUCAGAGAUUACGAAGAUGAUAAUAAUAACUCAACGAUCAUCUUCCCUCCAAUCAACCACGAGAACCUUCAGAUUUCUAGAGAAAUUCCGCAAGUUCACGGCGAAUUAUCAAUUACAUCGUCACCACACAAUGACGAAAAUUCCGAGUCCGAUUCAUAUUCGGAUUCCGAUUCAGAUUCAAACUCAAACUCGUCGGCCUCGUUUUCUCCGUCCGAUUCCAGCUCAGUGAGCGCAUCUCCUUCGAUUCUAAGUCCUAAGGCUAGGUCGGCGGCUGACAUCGCACAGUGGUUCGAUUCGAUGGUGGAAAUACUGCGUUCCAAGGUGAAUAACAUCAUGAGUCUCAUCUGGGGCAAUUUGGCUUCAACGUUUAAGUCGUCGUUGACGUUCCGUUACGCCACAGUGGCGGCGAUGCUGCUACUGUUUCUAUAUUUCAGGCGAAGGAGAAGAUUUAGGGCUCAGGAAGACAGUACGAAUCAGCUUAUUCGCAUUGCGAGAGAGAAAGAUGAGAAAAUUAAUAAACUAUUGGAUCAAGUUGCAGAGAUGAAUCGAGCUUUGCUAUCAUUUCAUAGAGUCCCCAGUAGCUAA
Fraxinus pennsylvanica is the source of this 774-nucleotide messenger RNA. Lineage: Eukaryota; Viridiplantae; Streptophyta; Magnoliopsida; Lamiales; Oleaceae. The record is from the annotation of a GenBank genome assembly.